CGUCUGCCUUCCCCAAGAUGGCGGCGCCGGUCCGUGUGUUCCUGUCAUGUCGCUGGUUGGCAUUGCGGGCUGCCAGGCUGGGCUGCCGGGCUCUGACCUCCUCCUCCUCGGCCGGCGGCGGGCGGUCUCCGUGGCAGCUGCAUAGCGCCGUGUGUCUGAAGAGACCGGCUGUAGUGUCUCAGAGCAAGACUCCCAUCCAGAGAGAUGUGGAGGACCUUCUGCAGCAGAUGGAGUUGGAAGGAAGUUUGUAUUCAGAUCAUGAGCUUCGGCUUAUGGAAGAUGAAGCACGUCUUAAGAGGAAACAGUCAAAUACUUACGAUUCUGAUGAGGAAGAUGAAGAUAAUGAAAUUGUAAUGGGUCAAGAUCUUGAGGAUAUGUGGGAACAGAAAAGUAGACAAUUCAAAACUGCACCACGAGUAACAGAAACUAAUGUGAAAAAUGACAAGUCUUCGUUGAAUAGGAAACUCGAAAAUAAUCUCGUUCUUUUGGUAAAAGAAAAAAUUGGCAAUGAAGAAAUCUGGAUGUUCCCCCAGGUGGCAUGGGAGUGUGGAGAAACUAUGAGGCAGACUGCCGAAAGAGCCAUAGCUAAUUUAUCAGAUAACAGUAUUAAGGCACACUUCUUGGGAAAUGCUCCAUGUGGUUUUUACAAAUACAAAUUCCCAAAGUCUGUCAGGACAGAAGAUAAUACAGGAGCCAAAGUAUUUUUCUUCAAAGCUUUACAUAAAAGUGGAGAUUUGUCUGCAAUAAAGAAAGGAGGAGACUAUGUUUGGGUUAGCAAGGACGAACUCAAAGAUUAUUUAAAACCAGCCUAUCUAUCUGAAGUUCAGAGAUUUGUAAUAGAAUUAUAACACAUACUUCUAUGUAUAAUUGUAUUAAAUGUAUUGUUCAUCUGUUA
Messenger RNA from Pelobates fuscus (common spadefoot toad), 895 nucleotides. It is a transcript of the gene MRPL46, whose product is annotated as mitochondrial ribosomal protein L46. The transcript has 4 exons. Gene Ontology annotation, cellular component: mitochondrial large ribosomal subunit. Gene Ontology annotation, molecular function: structural constituent of ribosome. Lineage: Eukaryota; Metazoa; Chordata; Amphibia; Anura; Pelobatidae. The record is from RefSeq and is a predicted model, not a curated record. Bases 18 to 848 code for a protein of 276 amino acids.